AUGUUCAUACUUUUCAAAGCCUUACUAAUGGCUUGCUUCUUCGUAUUUGCUUCGUGCCAGUCGACGCGCCAAAGUGGCUCCCGCAGUGGAAGCCGUAACACGGUCAGAAGUGACGUCGUCCAAGGGCGAACCUUAGGCCUAAUCAGACCAUUAAUCGGUGGUUUAGGAGCCAUUCGUCCAAUUGCCAGCGCUAUUGGCUUUGAUCCGAUUAGAUUGGGCGCCGCGGGUGGCGGUGCUUUACAGUCGGAUCCCAUUUACGGCGGCGGCUAUCCCGGCUACGGUGGUUAUGGCGGUUAUGGCGGCUACCCCUUCUAUGGAGGCUAUCCGGGUUUAUUUUCGGGUUAUGGUCCAUAUUUAUAUCGGCCACGUCCAUAUUAUCCCACAUAUGGUGGUUACAAUCCAUACGCUGGCUACCAACGUCCCAGCUAUGCCUCUAAUGGUGGCAGUAUAGUUAAUACCCCAAGUGCAUCCACGUCGUCCAGCACAAAUGCAGGUGGAUUAGGAUCCUUACUAAGCGGCAGCACUGGUGGAGGUUCAUCGGCUUCACAGGCACAACUAGCCAAUCAGUUGGGCCAGGCAUUGGGUUCCAGUUUACGUCCAUUACUGUCAGGUGGGGGUGCUAGUGGCGCAGGCGGAGCAGGAGCAGCUGGCGGUCUGGCUAGUAUACUGGGGCUUUUAGGUUAG
This is a messenger RNA of Bactrocera oleae (olive fruit fly), 684 nucleotides long. Its product is annotated as shematrin-like protein 2. NCBI's taxonomy places the organism in Eukaryota, Metazoa, Arthropoda, Insecta, Diptera, Tephritidae. The record is from RefSeq and is a predicted model, not a curated record.